UAAUAUCAAUUAAACGUCUCACAGACCAUGAUGAUAUGUUUACUGAUGUCAAGCAAUUUUUUAAGAUUUUGAUGUCGAGAUAAUGUCAUUAUUGUAAUAUUUGCUGACUAAUGGCAAAUGAUCUAGACAAAAAAACAAGAAACUCAAGCCUCAAGCCAGUUAUGACUGAUGCAUUUGUUAUCACUGGUUCAAGGCCACCUUCAGCGAGUGGCAGAGCCCGUCCUUUGUCAGGGAGGACACGCAGUGGAUAUCAUAAAGUAUCCGAAUCGGCAAAUGUGGAUGAAACUUUGUUCAAAUCUCAUAAUUACGCAACACACUCUACAGACCAUGGAUUUAAAUAUCCAUGGGUCCAGCAGAAUACCAAAGAGGAGAAAAAGAAAAAUAAAGGACCCCCACUUUUAUGGUCACCGUCGCCAGUAGAUAUGCAUAGAUAUGAAAAAAAAUCUCAAGGUGUUAUUUCUUUAAGGAAUUCAUCUACCAGUCAGUCAUCAAAAUCAAAACAUAGACUUACUAGACAUACACCAACUUUCGUAGAUGAGUCAUUGUUUGGAGAAGGAUUACCAGAACCAUCGUUUGAAUCACCGUGGGCAGAUAAGGUUAACAAGGGUGCACCGAUAUACUGGGCGCCACAAGAGAGCUACAACCGACAAAUGACGCAAGGAUCUAUAAGAGAUAAAAAUAAAAUGGAACCAUACAUUCUGGACGGUAGACCUCCUUCUAGACAAGGACCAAGGCCAGGAAGUUUUAGGAACAGACCAUUAACUGUUGAGAGCAUGACUAGCGGAAAGUCAAAUUCUGUAUGGAAGCCUUAAUUACCAAAAAGAUAGCUAAUGUUAAACAUGAGUUGUAUCCCUUUUUUUUAUAUAAAUAUUCAUUUAGCUUUUAGUUUUGAUUACAUUAUGCAACAGUUUUUUAUUUAUUUUUUAAACUUAUAUAAUUAAGUCCCCUUGACACUUUGAAGUAUUGGAUUUUUUAUAACAUAACAAAGUUACUUUCAAAAUGUAGAUGAUGACUUCCGAGAAGAGGGAGUCAACUAUUAGAUACAUUACAUGCAGGGUUUCCCCUGGGUCAAUUAUUUUUUUCGCCAACUCUUUCGCCAAAACAAUUUAUUUUUCGCCACUUUAUUUUUUUUUUCGCCAAGUAACACAAAUAUAUUUUUCUUUUAAAAGUUUCCUUUUUUUUUCUCCAGCCACCCUCCCCCUAAAUAAGAAGUGGUUUUUACAACAAAACGAAGCAUCUUAUCACUUGGAAUUGAUCCCUCGUGUAAGUGAAGUCAAUUCAUUGAAGGGUUACUUUCAUGCCAACCUUUUGAAUAGAUUUCUUCAUAACGACAGUUUUCUUUUCUAGACCAUCGUAAAUAAGUAAAACUAUAUGCUUGAAACACGUGUGUCACUGAACACUGAUACGAUUUUGAAGUACACACUGAAAUCAAUGAUCUAUAUGAAAGUUAAAUGAUAAAAUUUUAAAUCAGAGACUUUUCUUUCUUUUGAACAUUUUUCGUCAUAACAACAAUUUUCUUUUCUAGACUAUCAUUAAAAGAAGGAGAGGAAGCGUAAAAAUUUUGCAAACACGUGCGUCGCAAAGUUGCUAAUAAAUCCCUUUUGUGACAUGUAACAGAAGCCAUAUUAUUUUGUCAUAUCAUAAAAUCAACACCUUUAUUAAUUAGUCCUUUGAUGUCGAUAACUAUGAAAGCAAUCAGCUGAUUAUUGAUUUUCUGUCAAAAUCUUAACAAGUUCAAGGUGAAUUCCGAGUAUUGUCUGAUAGGUAAAGUUAGAGAAACCUGGAAAAAGUAAAUAAACAAGAUGGCUGAAAAUAAAUCGUUAUAUAUAUUUCUUUCGCCAAAUUCUUUCGCCAAUGACGAAUUUUAAUCGCCACAAUUAUUAUUUUUUCGCAAAUUGCGAAAAUGGCGACCGCCAGCGGAAACCCUGGAUACAUGUAUUCUAGGAAUGGGAGAUAGGUAUCAGAAUUUAGAAAACAAUAGUUAUAUUAUAUCAUGUUUAUAAAAAUGUGUUGCUCAAUAAUUGUUUUUGUAAAAAUGUCUUUUUAAAUGAUUACUAAUCAUGCUAAUUUAAUAGAGUAUGUUCUCACCAUAAAAUUUUGUUGUUAUAAAAGAUGCUUAAAUUUUACAGCAAUAUCAACUAUCAAAACAGCAUUAGGUGACAUCUUCAAUGAUCAAUACAUGUAGCUUUAUGAAGAUGACACAUGUAUUUACAAAAAUGUAGAUAAUGAAUGGCAAAGGGAGAUUACUCUAUUGCACAAAAUGGCCUGUUAUCAUUGUCCCUUAGUUUCAGUAUUUUGUGUAAAAUAACGCCGUAAUAUAGACCCAAUUUAAGUUAAUAUGUGUAGCCGUGUAAAGUUUUAAUAGCUUGCAACAAACAUUGUUUGGACCUCACUGUUUUCUUGGUGUUUUAUGUUAAGAAUUCUUCUCUAAAAUGUAUGUUAAUUUGAAUGUUAUCCAGUGUUCUUGAAGUGAAUUUUAUCAGAUAAUAAAUAUACUGUAACACAAAAAUUUUGUACAUC
This is a messenger RNA of Mytilus trossulus (common blue mussel), 2520 nucleotides long. Its product is annotated as RBPJ-interacting and tubulin-associated protein 1-like. Gene Ontology annotation, biological process: nuclear export; Notch signaling pathway. The record is from RefSeq and is a predicted model, not a curated record. The transcript is spliced from 2 exons. NCBI's taxonomy places the organism in Eukaryota, Metazoa, Mollusca, Bivalvia, Mytilida, Mytilidae. Gene Ontology annotation, molecular function: tubulin binding. Bases 111 to 812 code for a protein of 233 amino acids.